This is a messenger RNA of Galleria mellonella (greater wax moth), 1520 nucleotides long. It is a transcript of the gene Gcat, whose product is annotated as 2-amino-3-ketobutyrate coenzyme A ligase, mitochondrial. Gene Ontology annotation, molecular function: glycine C-acetyltransferase activity; pyridoxal phosphate binding. The transcript has 9 exons. Lineage: Eukaryota; Metazoa; Arthropoda; Insecta; Lepidoptera; Pyralidae. The record is from RefSeq and is a predicted model, not a curated record. The coding region runs from base 96 to 1376 and encodes 426 amino acids. Gene Ontology annotation, biological process: L-threonine catabolic process; biosynthetic process.
UAAACCUGCAUGACUGGUCUGAGAAAUGUGCUGCUCGCACAGCCAGGCACACACACCGGCGCGUCGCGACCACAACCGCGCUUCCAUUCGACGACAUGUCGCUACGUACGCAACUCCUACGUACUGUGUAUAAUGGUUACCAACUUCGUCAAUUUAGUGAAUUGAAAGGAAAAGAACGAGAAGGUGUAGCUUUACUUCGAGACGUGCUAGAAGAUCGGUUGCGGGAGAUAAAGAGGGCGAAGACUUGGAAACAUGAGAGAAUAAUCACCUCACCACAGGAUGCAAAGGUGACUAUUCAAGGAGCUAAAGGAGAUUUCUUGAACUUCUGUGCUAAUAAUUAUUUAGGAUUUUCUAAUCAUCCCGAAGUGGUAGAAGCAGCGAGGGAAGGUUUGACAAAAUACGGAGCAGGUCUCAGUUCCGUUAGAUUCAUUUGUGGAACGCAGCUUAUACAUAAGGAAUUGGAGCAACGAUUAGCCAAGUUCCAUGGGCGUGAGGAUACUAUACUCUAUGGAUCAUGCUUCGACGCGAAUGCUGGUCUUUUCGAGUCCAUGCUCACCCCUGAAGACGCAGUGUUCUCGGAUGCCCUGAACCAUGCUUCAAUCAUUGAUGGGAUCCGAUUGUGUAAGGCUCAGAAAUAUCGGUAUCCGCAUAGAGAUUUAAAUGAACUGGAACACUUAUUGGCGCAUAGUGAGGCACGCAUCAAGCUGAUUGUCACUGACGGCGUCUUCUCAAUGGAUGGGACUGUCGCGCCCAUAGCCGGGCUGCGGGAGCUCGCAGACAAGUACCGAGCCUUGCUGGCUGUUGAUGACAGCCACGCUACUGGUUUCUUCGGUGACUCCGGACGGGGCACUGAAGAAUACUGUGGCGUAAUGGGAGCAGCCGAUAUCAUCUGUUCGACGCUGGGCAAAGCAGUGAGUGGUGCGGCCGGCGGGUACACUACUGGCCCAAAAGAGUUGGUCACUUUGCUGAGAAAUGUUUCCAGACCUUACCUAUUUUCUAAUGCUCCUCCACCACCGGUGGUCGCUGCAUCGUUAAAGUCAUUAGAUUUGGUAGAGCAAAGCGGUGAACUGAGACAACGAUUGCAAGAAAACACAAGAAAUUUCCGUGAUGGUUUGAAGGCAGCUGGACUCACGGUGGCUGGGGAUGAUCAUCCCAUUUGUCCUGUGAUGGUCGGCGAAGCGCCCUUAGCGGUGGAACUAGCUUCUGGGAUGUUAGAACGUGGCAUAUAUGUCGUGGCCUUCAGUUAUCCGGUAGUACCCAAGGGCAAAGCGCGUGUACGGGUGCAACUGAGCGCCGCUCAUACGCCCGACGAUGUACAAACAGCCGUUCAAGCCUUCGCUGAAGUCGCUAAAAAAAUUGGUAUUGUAAAAUCAUAGAAUGCGAGAACUAAUUUUGAAAUUAUAUCUCCCAUUUUAAGUCUUUUCGAAUUUAUAAAAUUUUUUUUGUUAUUUAUAUGUAUAACAAUUGUAAAUAUCAGGAAAUGUAAUAUGAACUGAACAAAUAAAAUAUUAUAAAAUGCA